UCUCAUUCUUCAGUUUAAUGGACAACAUGAUUGAUACUUAUCCUUGUUCACUAAAUUAUACACAUUCUUUACGCACACUUGAAAAUGGAUAGUAUAAGAAUGUCCCAGGAAGAAGUUGAGAAAGAUUCAGACUGGAGUUUAACUGGAUUCUUAUUUGGAAAUAUUAAUGAGAAGGGAGAACUUGAAGAUGAAUCUAUAUUGGAUGAGGAAUCUCGAAGACAUUUGUCUCGCUUAGAAAGUCUCGGUGGAUUAGGAAAUUUGGUUAAGGAUAUUUCAAGUUUAGAGGAAAGGUCUGAGAGAGUUGGUGUUUUUGAUGCAGUUGGAGAUUCUACUACCAAGGCUUAUAAUGCAGCCGAUUUUAGUGAAAUUAAUGAGUUGGCGGAUGAUGAAGAAGCAAAUUAUAGACGUGGGUUGAAAUUUGUUUCAAGAGAUAAUGAAGCACGUUCUAGUAAAGAUGAUAACUAUGAUGAAGACAGUGACCAUGAAGCAGAUGCACUCACAAAGGCUGAGCAAGAUAGAUUGGCAAUGCCUCCACCAAUAGUUAGUGACCAAGUUUCAAGUGUUGGAACAACAAAACAAGAUGGCAUGUCUGAUACUUCAUUUCUACCUCAAACAUCCAAUGGUAAAACAGUUCUUGACCUCUUUCCUGAGUUUCGGCCUGGUAAGGUGUUGCGAUUUUCUCGUCUGUUUUGGCCUGCGAAGCCAUCCUCGUUACCGCAGUUAUGGAGAAAUGCCAAGAAAAGACGAAAGAAAAAGAAAAAAGAUGAACCAACGACACCAGUAACACCAUCAUUUAAGAUUCAUGAUGAAUAUAUGUCAGAUGAUGAGGAUAAAUUGAUGCGACCGAUAGAGAACGAUGGCAUCUCUGAUAAAUCAUCAAUGCAAUCACGCGAUGGUUUAAAUAAAGAAGACGAAAAAAAGAUAUGUGCCUGGCGACAUGGCCCUGCGGCGUUGUGGUACGAGCUGCUUGGGGUUAAUGAAGAUGGAACUAAUUUAGAUUAUGGUUUUCAGUUGAAAGAUCAGAUGAAGGUUGAAGAGGAAGAGCGAAAUGUUGAUAUUCUUGAAGAAGAGAGAGAAUUUCCAUCAAAUGAUUGUUUUCAUUUGGUUGCUAUCAAGAGAUGGGAGGAUGAUAUAAUUUGGUCACCUGAAGAUGUUAAACUCAACCCUCUGUCUGAAGGCAUCGCUGGAUGGAUACCUUCAGCUAAUAUUAGAACUACCUUGGCUUACGCGAACCAACAUACGUCAGGCUCUAAACUGUCUGGAUUAGAGGAAAGUAUAAAUAAAACGAAAGCAGCUAUCAAAGCAAACCACGCCGCAUUGGCAGAAAAUGUGAAAGAAAACAAGCCUUGGUAUUCCAUAUUUCCGGUUGAUAACCAAGAACUGAUUUAUGGAAAAUGGGAAGAUAAAAUUAUAUGGGAUUCAGAGGCUAUGCCAAACAUUCCUGAUCCAGAGAUCAUGGAACUAGAUCCCAAUGAUGAAAAUCUAAUUCUUGGAAUUCCUGAAGAUGUUGUUGUAAAUACUGGAAAAGAACAAGAACCAACUCGACGACGGGAACCAAAGAAUAAAUCAAAAUUAUUGCUUGGAAAAUCUAAAACAGAAGAUGAGGAUGAGGACGUGCGAUUUCUCGACGAAUCUCCGAAAGAUCCAUUCAAUAUAUCGAAUGAUAAAUAUUAUAAUCCUAAACAUACUACUGCUGAGAGUAGUCUGCAGGCUACAAUGGGCACCAAUCGAAUUCAGCAUUCUACGCCAGCAAUGGAGUUACAGCGUCCAUUCUUCCCUACAUUUAACUCAAAAGAGAGCUUAAGACAUUUUCAUCGCCCUUUGUUAAAACGAGUGACCCACGGAAAACUUGCUGCUCCUGGCCCGCAUCCUGUGUCUGGGCUGUUGAAACACAUCAAGAAAAAAGCCAAGGAGCGGCAAAAAGAGCGACUUGCUUCAGGAGGUGGGGAAGUUUUCUUUAUGCGUGACGUCACAGAUCUAACGGGGAUGGAUGGUGAUUUAAUAUUAGCUGAAUAUUGUGAAGAAUAUCCCCCCCUGAUAAUGGCUGUCGGCAUGAAUACGAGAAUUAUCAACUACUAUAAAAGGAAACAUGGUAAAGAUGAAGGCGCUCCUAACUUUGAAUACGGUGAAACACUAUAUAUUCAUCAAACAUCGCCAUUCUUAGGACAACUUAAACCCGGAGAAUCGUUACAGGCAUUGGAAAACAACUUGUAUCGUGUACCUAUUUAUGAACAUGCCAUGCCCAGCACAGAUUUUGUGAUUAUCAAGACUAACAACAGUUAUUAUAUACGAGAGGUGAAAACAUUAUUUUGUGUUGGUCAAGAAUGUCCAAAGUUUGAGGUUCCAGGUCCUAACUCGAAGAAGGCAAACAACCAUGCACGUGACUUUCUACAGGUAUUUAUAUACAGACUAUUUUGGAAAAGUCCUGAUAACCCACGACGUAUCAAAAUGGAUGACAUUAAGAAAGCGUUUCCUCAUCAUUCUGAAAGUAGUAUCAGAAAACGUCUUAAAUUAUGCGCUGAUUUUAAAAGAACUGGUGUUGAUUGUAACUGGUGGGUUCUCAAAAAUGAUUUUCGACUUCCAUCUGAAGAUGAAAUGAGGGCUUUGGUAACACCUGAGCAAUGUUGUGCGUAUCUCAGCAUGCAGGCAGCAGAACAACGUUUGAAGGAUGCUGGUUAUGGUGAAAAGAACAUGUGUGCAAGUGACGAUGACAAUGAAGAAGAAAAUCAAAAAAUCGAUGAUGAGGUUCGAACUGCACCAUGGAAUACAACACGUGCAUUCAUAUCAGCAAUGCGAGGUAAAUGUCAGCUAGCGGUCAGUGGUCCUGCUGAUCCAACUGGAUGUGGAGAAGGAUUUUCUUACGUACGAGUUCCAAAUAAACCAAUUGCAUCAAAGGAUGAAAACAGCGCUCAGAGUGCAUCAGUUCGGAAACAGAAGACUGUAACGGGAACAGAUGCGGAUUUGCGACGAUUGUCGUUAAAAGACGCGAGAAAAGUUUUACGAAAUUUUGGAAUACCAGAAGAAGAGAUUAAGAAGCUAUCAAGAUGGGAAGUUAUUGAUGUUGUAAGAACCCGAUCGACCCAAGCUGCAAAGUCUGGCGAAGAACGCAUGAGUAAGUUUGCGAGAGGAUCGCGUUUUUCAAUCGCUGAACAUCAAGAAAGAUAUAAAGAAGAUUGUCAGAGGAUAUUUGAACUUCAGAACAGGGUGUUAUCAUCAACUGAAGUUUUGUCGACCGAUGAGGAAAGCAGUAGUGAUGAAGAUAGUGAUUACGAUGAACUGGGAAAGAAUCUGGAGAGCAUGUUAUCUAAUAAGAAGUCAUCUUCACAGUUAAGCCAUGAACAGGAAGAAGCUGAAAGACUGGAACUACAACGAUUACUAAAUGAAGAUAGCAAAGAUAACAUUGACUCCAAGGGAUCAUCAGAUAAAACUGGGAUAUUUUCUGUAAUGAGUUUUGAAUCAUCUGUGACUGGAAGACGGCUGUUAAUCCAGAGAACAUUCAAAGAUGAAGAAGGGAGGCAGUAUACACGUACAGAAGUUGUUAAGAAUCAACCUGUGAUUGAUGCAUAUCUAAAAUAUAUAACUAAAGAUAAAAAUUACAGGGAAAAUUUUGCCAGUCAAGAUGAAGUUCAUAAAGAGGAAAUUAGGCGUGAGAGGCGAAGAAUCCAAGAACAACUUCGAAGAAUAAAAAGGAACCAGGAGAAAGAAAGAGAAAAGGCUCUUCAACCGAAGAAAAAAAAAGAGAAGGCUCCCAAUAAUCUUAAAUGUGGUGCUUGUGGGGCAAUUGGUCACAUGAGAACUAAUAAAAACUGUCCGCUGUACCAAGAGGCCGUAGGCGCAACUGGUCCGAUCCAGGUCGCAAUGACAGAUGAACAAGUUGCGGAACAUGAAAUGAAUAUGCCUCAAGAUGAUUUAGUCAAAGUUGAAGGAACAAAAAUUACCUUAGGAAAGGCGUUUCUUGAUCAUGCCAACGACUUGAAACGUAAAGCAAUGGUUUUGCGGUUUCCUAAAGAAUUAGUUAAGAAACGGAGAAGAUCUGGUGUAAUGCAUUGUGACUACCUAAUGAAACGACAUAAACAAACUAACCGAAGAAGAACCAACCCUGUGGUUGCUUUACAACUGAUACUGGAAAACAUUUCUACAAAACUGAAGGAGAUAAAAGAGAGCCGUCCUUUCCACGCGCCUGUUUCAAUUCGUACUGUUCCAGAUUACUAUAAAAUUGUUAAGAAUCCAAUGGAUUUACAAACCAUUAAAGAGAAUGUACGUAAAGGGCUCUAUCGAUCUCGUGAGGAAUUUCUACAGGAUACAAACUUACUGUAUUCAAAUUGCGUUUUAUACAAUGGAGACAAACAUCCGUUGACAGAAGUCGCAAAGAAAAUCACUGAUAUGGCAAAAACAAUGAUUGAUGAGAAAGAGGAGGAAAUAACACAAAUUGAAAAAGAUAUCAACCCGUUACUAAGUGACGAUCCUCAGACUGGAUUUUCUUGGAUGCUGGAAAACGUCAUAAUGCAUAUCAAAGCUUCAGCUGACACUUGGCCGUUCCACCGUGCAGUGAAUGCCAAAAAUGUUCCAGAUUAUUACGAAAUUGUUAAUCAACCAAUGGAUUUGGAGAAGCUACGUAAUAGAGUGCUGGAUCAUUUCUAUAGAAAUAGAGAGGAAUUCAUGGCGGAUGUCAAUCUUAUUCUAAAUAACUGUAUUUUGUAUAAUGGGGAGGAACAUCCAUUUUCCUUAACAUGUCAUAGUAUGGUUAAGAAAUGUGAAGAAUUGUUAAAGGAGAGUGCGGAUCAGUUUGGGAAACUAGAAGAAAACAUUGCAACAAACCCUUUUUACGACGAAAUGGACAGUGAAAGCAGGUCGUCGUACAUAGCAAGUCAGCCUCCUUCAGAGAGUGGAGAGAUGUUCAACGACAACAGUUUAGAUGAAUUUCCAAGCAUUGGUCAAAAUGAAGAGGAAACUAUGGAUAGUGUUUAUACGAAUGAAGAAAACAGUAAUCAGAGCCUUGAUCAAGUGUUUAAUACAGAGAAGUCGGAACGAGUUCACCUAAAAUCAGCUGAUGACGAUAUGGACGUUGAUGUAGUGGGAUCUGGGGAGGAGUCGUUAAAUCAAAGUAAUGUAACUAAUGAUGAGGUAGAUGCAGAUGUUCUAGCUCUUGGUGAAAACAGCUUAACAUUGGAGAAGUUACUUCAAGAUCUUGAAACAUCGCCUCAACAUGAUGAAAGUGAUGACAGCGGUGAUGAUGACUUUCCAUUUGAUGAUGGUGAUGAUGAUGACGUAGAAGACGAAGGGGAUGAUGAAGGACAAGACAUAACUAUUGAGGAUAUGGAAGAUAACGGUGAAGAUACCUCAAGAGAUACCACGGAAUGAAGUUUACUAUGUCUAUAUAGUAAUAUAGUUUCCUUUUGUAAAUAUAAUUGCAUGGGCGUGGCAUCAAACUUUAAUACAUAUACAACCCGACUUUGAAUUACGUGACAUGAACACUUAACUUAGCUAAAAGUAAAAAUGCAACAUGCAGCGGUUGGUGAGGCAGUUACAUCUUUGGGCAGUUACGCACAGUAUUUACAUGUACCUUAGCCUUAGGCUUAGACUUGCGUUAUGCGAUGCAAAUUAACGUUUAAUUUUAA
Dendronephthya gigantea is the source of this 5618-nucleotide messenger RNA. RefSeq names its product transcription initiation factor TFIID subunit 1-like. The record is from RefSeq and is a predicted model, not a curated record. Gene Ontology annotation, cellular component: transcription factor TFIID complex. Gene Ontology annotation, biological process: RNA polymerase II preinitiation complex assembly; transcription by RNA polymerase II. Gene Ontology annotation, molecular function: RNA polymerase II general transcription initiation factor binding; histone acetyltransferase activity; TBP-class protein binding. Lineage: Eukaryota; Metazoa; Cnidaria; Anthozoa; Malacalcyonacea; Nephtheidae.